Candoia aspera is the source of this 5560-nucleotide messenger RNA. RefSeq names its product microtubule associated protein 4 (gene MAP4). Gene Ontology annotation, molecular function: microtubule binding. The record is from RefSeq and is a predicted model, not a curated record. Gene Ontology annotation, biological process: microtubule cytoskeleton organization; neuron projection development. NCBI's taxonomy places the organism in Eukaryota, Metazoa, Chordata, Lepidosauria, Squamata, Candoiidae. The coding region runs from base 169 to 4089 and encodes 1306 amino acids. Gene Ontology annotation, cellular component: neuron projection. The transcript is spliced from 24 exons.
GCGCUGCCGGCCUUGGAGUGACAGGCGAGGCUGCAGCUGGACACUCGCCGGCGGCGGCUGCCUCGCCCGCUCGGACCGCCGCGUCCCGCCUCGAGAAGAGAUUUGUGAGCUUCAGGACGUGCUAAGAGAUUCUCUCCUUAAGUGCUUCGUUGGGAAAGGUGUUGGAGCAUGGCCGACAUGGAGCACAAUCUCAGCCUGGCAGACGCCCUGACUGAGCCACCUCCGCAGAUCGAGGAGGAGGUGAAACGGGAUUUCAUCGCCAGCCUGGAAGCAGAGAAGUUUGAUGAUGUGAUCGGGGAAAAGGUUGGCAAGACAGACUACGUCCCUCUCCUAGAUGACGACGACCCGAAUGCCGGAAGCCAGGAGGCCAAAGCCAAACCGCAUGCCGAGGAUGUCCCCAGGGAGCGUCCCCCAGCAACUGGGCCGGCAGCUGUGGUUGAGAAUGGUGAUCACGGACUAGAAGGCAUUAGGAAGGGAUCCCCAGGAAAGAUCAUGGAUGAACAGACAUCCUACAAAGGAUUCCUAGACCACAACGACUCCUGGACCAUGGACGACGGGAGCCGUUGCUUUGAGCCACAGCUAGCGUUUAAGCCUGUGGAUGUGGCAGAACCUUUUAAGAUGCACGGCGAAGACGUCCUGUCUGACCUGCUGCUGCUUCCUCAGGAAAUGAUGGGUGUGCCGGCUUUUGGAGAGUAUUUUGGAGCUCCGAAAGAAGUCCAUGGCCCCUACGGAACGGCCACGUCGCCUGGACAGCCGCCGCUGGGACUCUCCCACUCGCCUGCCCUUGCCUUCGACCCCCUGGCUUUCCUUGGCACGCAGCCCUUGGCAGAUCAGAGUGAAGCAGCAUCUGCAAGACAGAUGGGUCCUCCUGAAGAUUUCUGGCUGGGAACUCAGCACUUAGUGGAGCGGCAAGGAGCCCCUUUCUUUGAGAUCCCAGAGCCCUGCAAGGUCCCCAGUGAGGCUGAGAAGCACGCCCCUGCUGUGGUUGGGAUGGACUUCCCAGGGGAGCAGACACCACCAGAAGCAACCCAGGCUGCAUCAGCAGUUCCUGCUCCGUGUGGUGCUCCUGGUCCUACAGUGGAGGAGCUGAUGGGAUUUGAACCUUCAUUUGGCCACAAGCUGCUUCCUGCUAAAGGACCUCAAGCAGGCUUCCUGGAAGCUGCAGGGGCAAAAGAACAAAAAUCGGAGGAUGAAGACAUCACUGUUCUCGCCGCAGAUGGCUGUCCCAUGUUGGAGAAACAGGAGGAGGGAAGCAAGCUUCUUCACACUCCGAAGGAGAAAGACAGCCAGCCACUUUUUAGCCAACACCCAGAAGAGCCAACAGCAAUCAGCCUUCCCACCCAGAAAGCAGUCGGGGCCCAGCCAUCUCUUCCCUUUCACACUUGGGAAGAGGAGAGUGAAUUUCCCAACUUCAGAGCAGGAGAUCUGGAGGUUUAUUCUGCCCAGCAUAUAGAGAAAGUAGAUGAAAGCAAGCUGUCUCUCACCCAGCAGAUGCAGGAGGUGACAAAUCAACUUUCUCCCACCCAAAAGGUUGAUGCAUCUCCACUUUCUCCCACCCAAAAGGUUGAUGCAUCUCCACUUUCUCCCACCCAAAAGGUUGAUGCAUCUCCACUUUCUCCCACCCAAAAGGUUGAUGCAUCUCCACUUUCUCCCACCCAAAAGGUUGAUGCAUCUCCACUUUCUCCCGCCCAGAAGGCUGAUGGGCCUCCACUUUCUCCUGCCCAGAAGGCUGAAGGGCCUCCACUUUCUCCUGCCCAGAAGGCUGACGGGCCUCCACUUUCUCCUGCCCAGAAGGCUGACGGGCCUCCACUUUCUCCUGCCCAGAAGGCUGACGGGCCUCCACUUUCUCCUGCCCAGAAAGCUGACGGGCCUCCACUUUCUCCUGCCCGGAAAGCUGACGGGCCUCCACUUUCUCCUGCCCGGAAGGCUGACGGGCCUCCACUUUCUCCUGCCCGGAAAGCUGACGGGCCUCCACUUUCUCCUGCCCGGAAAGCUGACGGGCCUCCACUUUCUCCUGCCCGGAAGGCUGAUGGGCCUCCACUUUCUCCUGCCCGGAAAGCUGAUGGGCCUCCACUUUCUCCUGCCCGGAAAGCUGACGGGCCUCCACUUUCUUCUGCAUGGAAAGCUGACACGCCUCCACUUUCUCCUGCCUGGAAAGCUGACACGCCUCCACUUUCUCCCACCCAACGUGCAGAGAAAGUGGAAGAAAUCAAGGUCCCCCUGAGUCAGUUCAUAGCAAAUCAAGAAGUUAAGUCCCCCUCUUUGCCCAGCCAACCCGUGGAGCACCUUCCUGGGCAGGAGAAGCUUGAUGAGAAGAACAAGCAGCCCCCCAGCACACCUACUGAAAAGCUGAAGGAGCAAAGUCGGCCAACACCAACUGAACCUGGGGAGCAUCGUCCAGAUCCUGCAGCAGAGUCGGUGGACUUUCUUUGGGGAAAGAGCCAGGCAGGUUCUCCAGGGUCCUUUGUUGAAGAGUCCUCAUUUGUCAAGGCAAAGGAACCACAGGAGCCUCAUCCUGCCCACCCCGGGGAGUUGCCCAGAGGAGAGCUUCCCCCGGUACAUGAGGGAGAGGUGAAGGCAGCUGCUGAGGUUGCGUCAGCAGAUGACAUGGCAGCCCUCCCCAGCAAGGGCCUUCCACCAGGUCCAGAGAAGGAAGCAGCCAAGCCUUCAGCCACCACUCCUGUGGCAAAGCCCGCCGCGGUAAAAGCCAAGCCCGGGCCUGCUGGUGCCCCCCCUGCCAAGCGGCCGGCUUCUGCUACGCCGGGCCAAAGCAAAAAGGCCGCCGUGCCAGCCACAGGCCCCUCGGCAGCUGCCACUCCUAAACGCCUGGCGACCAGUGCCACGCGACCCUCCAGCUUAACUCCUAGAGACGUUAAACCAAAGGGGACGGACGUUAAGAGCCCGGAGAAGCACGUCUCUCCUUCCAAACCCCCGCCUGCUGCAACGCCUCGGUCAAGUGCGAAGACCAGUCCGGCCACUCCCAGGCCUUCAGCAGGGCUGGCCACAAGCGGGACGUCCCCCAGUCCAAGGGGCACAGCUGCUUCCCCACCGAAGAAGCCCCCCACCCUCAAGACGGAGGUCAAGGCCUCUGAUGCCAAGAAGACCACUGCAAAAUCGCCAACAGCUGACCCGGGCCGUCCCAAGAGCGCCCCGGCUUCCACCGCCCCGUCUCCCGCCCCGCCCGGAGCCGCUGCCGGCCGCCCCAAGACCAAGCCAGCUGCUUCCAAGCCCUUGGGGACAGCGGGCACCGUGGCGGACUCCAAGAAGGCAUCGGCGGUGUUCAAGGCGGUCCCCAAAACCAGUCCGGUGCCCAAGCCUCCGCGGCCCCCCACCAGCGUCUCCGUCCCCGACCUGAAGAACGUGCGGUCCAAGAUCGGCUCCACGGAUAACAUCAAGCACCAGCCGGGCGGAGGAAAGGCCAAGGGAGAGAAAAAGGCAGACUCAGCCGGGGCUGCCCGAAAGCCUGAACUCAAUGCGGUAUCUAAAAUGACUACCAGUAAAACAGCUGUUUCUAAAGAGGGGGCCCAAAAGCUGCCCAAUGGGAAAGUCCAGAUAGUCUCCAAAAAGGCGAACUACAGCCACGUCCAGUCCAAGUGUGGGUCCAAGGACAAUAUUAAGCAUGUCCCUGGAGGUGGGAAUGUUCCAAACGCCCCCAAGCCCGCUUCAGGCAGCCAUUCCCAGCCAUCGACCGCCCCCAAGCCCAGCCCGGGCAAAACCAGUGUGCAGAUCCUGAACAAGAAGAUUGACCUUUCUAAAGUGUCUUCGAAGUGUGGUUCAAAGACAAACAUCAAGCAUAAGCCAGGGGGAGGAGAUGUCAAGAUCGAGAACCAGAAGUUGAACUUCAAGGAGAAGGCCCAGGCUAAGGUGGGCUCUCUGGACAAUGUCGGGCAUGUGCCAGCUGGGGGCACUGUGAAGACUGAGGGGGGCGAGGAGGCAGCCCCAGAGAACGGAGCUGCUGCGACCGUGCCCCCGUCGGGCAGCAGUGCCCCGCAGGAGAAUGGCGCAGGGCCGACCGUGCCCGCUCAGGGCAGUGGUGACCAAAGGGAAGUUCAGUGCUUCAACACUCACAUACAAGAGACAAGCAUUUAACGAUGACAUUCUGGUAUCGCCUUCCACCCCUUCUCUCUCCCCCCUUUCCCGCCCCCCACUGUGUCGCUGCAGAUUGAAUCCCACAAGCUGACCUUCCGUGAGAACGCCAAGGCCCGCACGGACCACAGAGCGGAUUUCGCGGUCUGCGCCGGCAGCCCCCCUGCCUCCCCUCCGCUGAGCACCUCCGUCAGCGAGACCCUGGGCGCCGCCACCUCCGCCUCCUUGUCCCCGCGGCUGCCCUGGCGGGCCCCCCUCGCGGAAGACGCCUCUGCCGCGCUCUCUUGGCCAGGCUUGUGACUCUCUUUCCUGCCCUGUGCCCCCACCCCGACCUGCCCCCCAGCCCCAGAGCUUGCCUCCCUUAACUCAGCCCGGUGCCGCCAAGCUGCCCGGGCUUCGGUCGGUCCUUUGCAGGAGUCCCGGGGUGGGUGGGGGGUGGCCUCUGGGGCAGGGGGUCUCGCUUGCCGCCAGCCUCCCCAGGCCUGCGUUCGUUCCUCACUUCAUUUGACCAGAGGAUUGGACUGCAGGGGAAAAGCUGGCUCGAAGCGCCCCAAGUGGGCUCGGCGGCCAGGUGGGCGUUAAAGGGGGCAAGCCUUCCUUUUGUUCCCUCCUCUUUCCCACCCCCCACCCCACGGAGCCCCGCUGCGCCCGUUUAACGCUGGCCUGUUGCUCUCGCACAUAACUUCAUGCUCUUUGGCCACCCCGGGCGAUGCCGUAACCCGCUUCCUUUUUAUUUCCUCGCCCCUCCCCUGCGCCAGAACGUCAUUGCGGUGCCCGGCGCGAUCCACGGCUUCACCCCUGCUCCCCCGCACCGCCCCUGCCCUCGCCAUAGGAGCAUUAAAAAAACCAUUAUCUGCCGCUGCAGCGCUGUUGGCUUUGUUACCCACGUAUCCCGCCAUUUUAAACUUGUGUUCUGUUUGUUUUAUUUUUCUUUGGUGUGGUGGUUAUUUUGCGUGUGUGUUUCAAAUUUUCGGAGAACGACGGAGCAGGGCCUCGGUGGUGGCAGCCGAGGAGGGUGACGGGCGGGAAGGCGGGCGCCACGGGGGAAGACGCACCCCCUGCAGCUGGGUCUUUUCUGCUGCAAGAGAAGCUCAAGUGGGGCGUUUCGAGGCAGGUGUCCCGCACACCUCCCUGGGUUUUCCUCGGGUGGGCUCCCGCCAGUGGCUUCUGAAGGGUCGGACUCCGGGGGCCUGCGCAGUCCAUGCAGCUGCGGAUCCAUCUCGGGGGCCAUGCCCAGCUCGAGGAGAAGCCGGAGUGGGGUGGGGUGGGUGUCUCGGAGUGGACGGGCAGGGUCAGGGAAAGUGUUUGAGGGUCAGAAGAGACGGGCGGUCCAGGGCGGAUGGGGGAGCUGUGCCGGCGAGCGUUUCCGCUCAGGCUUCAGGUGUUAAGGGAAAGGGGAGGUUCAGGCUGCGGGUUCCGUCUUUCACACUGCGAACAACACUAAACUGAAAUGUAAAUAAAACUUUAAAAACGA